AUGGCGAUGACAACACGUUUCUCACGUCUCCAGCAUCUUCUUCUCCUUCAACCCAGAUUCCAUCAAUCUCGUGUUCUCCGUCAUCCUCUUACCAGAUCAGUGAUGGGUUCUUCUUCCUCUUUUUCAUCCUCCUCGAAGCUUCUCUUCCGUCAACUCUUCGAGAAAGAAUCUUCGACUUACACUUAUCUCCUCGCCGACGUUUCUCAUCCUGAUAGACCAGCUCUGUUGAUUGAUCCUGUGGACAAGACUGUUGAUAGAGACUUGAAGCUGAUUAAUGAGUUAGGGUUGAAGCUUGUCUAUGCUAUGAACACUCAUGUUCAUGCUGAUCAUGUCACUGGAACUGGUCUUCUUAAGACAAAGCUCCCAGGUGUGAAAUCUGUAAUCUCGAAAGCAAGUGGUUCCAAAGCUGAUAAGUUUCUUGAACAUGGAGAGAAAGUAUAUAUUGGUGAUAUCUACCUCGAGGUCCGUGCUACACCGGGACAUACUGCAGGAUGUGUUACAUAUGUGACUGGAGAGGGAGCAGAUCAGCCCCAACCAAGAAUGGCUUUUACAGGGGAUGCUGUACUGAUCCGAGGUUGUGGGAGAACUGACUUUCAGAAUUUAGUAUUAAAAAUAGCUUUUGUUUUGAUCUUUAACCAGAUAUUUACAUUGCCAAAGGACACAUUGAUCUACCCAGCUCAUGACUACAAAGGCUACGAGGUAAGCACAGUUGGAGAAGAGAUGCAACACAAUCCACGUUUAACUAAAGAUAAAGACACAUUCAAAUCCAUCAUGUCAAAUCUGAAUCUGGCGUAUCCGAAGAUGAUUGAUGUUGCAGUACCAGCAAACAUGGUAUGUGGAUUACAAGACCUGCCUUCUUCUCAACCCAACUAA
Eruca vesicaria subsp. sativa (arugula) is the source of this 873-nucleotide messenger RNA. NCBI's taxonomy places the organism in Eukaryota, Viridiplantae, Streptophyta, Magnoliopsida, Brassicales, Brassicaceae. The record is from the annotation of a GenBank genome assembly.